Molecule: messenger RNA, 10257 nt
Organism: Phycodurus eques (leafy seadragon)
Lineage: Eukaryota; Metazoa; Chordata; Actinopteri; Syngnathiformes; Syngnathidae
Gene: patl1
Product: PAT1 homolog 1, processing body mRNA decay factor
Exons: 17
Coding region: 76-2247 (723 amino acids)
Biological process (GO): P-body assembly; deadenylation-dependent decapping of nuclear-transcribed mRNA
Cellular component (GO): P-body
Molecular function (GO): RNA binding
Source: RefSeq, a predicted model, not a curated record
GUGAACGUAACAACUGCGUCACACGCGCGCCGUUUCACUGUUGAUGCGCCGACAUACCCUUAAAUCCAAGGAUAGAUGUUUCGAUUUCAGUCCCUGGAUGAAGACUGUACAUUGGAGGAGGAAGAUGACGGAGUAGUCGAAGAAGAAGAAGAAAUUGAUCAGUUUAACGAUGACACCUUUGGAGCUGGAGCUGUUGAUGAUGACUGGCAAGAGGAACAUAAGCGCCUUGCUGAGCUUGAUGAGCGAGAUGAGCUUGGAGAGGGGCUUGGGUUGGGAGUGGGGGUGAAAGAUGAAUCAGAUUUAGGAGAUGCUGAGAAUUCAUCGUGCACCUAUGUCACAUCUGGCGGGGGCCAUACCCCCUUUCACGCACCCCUCCCUUUACCCCACCAGUCCUCUUUGUCUGGCAUGCAACAAACAGAUGUGGAAGAUGGAAGAAGGGAAGGUGACUUGGCUGAGUCGCUGGCAAGACUUGUCCUGGAAGCUGACCCAGCUAUUGCUGGAGUUGGGGCAGCAGAGAGGCCUAUUUUUUCUCAAAACCAAAGGUUGGGGCACGACUCGAGGUCCAGAGCCCUGCACCAACCUUCCCCCAUUUCACAUUCACCUCAUCCCCACCAGCAGCCCCAUCAGCACCAACGGCCUGCUGCGCCCUCCACCUCAGGCCAUCCUCCCUCAUCAAUGCUCACCUAUCAACAGCAGCAACAUUUACUUCGCUCUGUACCUGGUACCAUUGGCCAGAUGAACUCACGCAAUAUCUGGGAGAACCGGAUGGGUUUUGGACCAGUCAGUGUUACCCCGGGACUAGUUACACACAUGGAGCUGCCUCUUCAGGAUAGUCCGUUAAUGUCAAUAAUAAAGGAGGUGGGACUUCCAAAACGUCCAUCUCAGGGGCAGAAUGAUGGCCGUGAUUUGUCAGAAAGGGUUCCACCACCGCGCUCUUCUUCUCCUGUGAUUGGCUCCCCUCCAGUAAGGGCAGUGCCUAUUGGGACUCCGCCGAAACAACCAAUGGGUCACUCCUUAAAUCAUCAGAUUCAUCAUCCCACAGCAGUUCAUGUGCGCGCCCCCAUCCAGCACAGAUACCCACCUCCUUUCCCUGAACGUCUGUCACCCAACACUCUGCUCAAUUUCGCUAACUCGCCACUUUGUCGUGGACCAUUUCCUCCAGGAAUCAGUCCAGUGCUGUCACAGAUUCAACGGGCCCAGCUUCUCAACUCUCAGGUAGCCGGAGUCCACCGUGGUGGUCCCGUGCCUCCUUUGUUACCAGCUGGUGGUGGUUUCAGACCAUUUUUCAGUGGCCCACACUCUACACACGGUCAUCGGAUGGGUCUGCCGCAUCCUCAUGGCCACCCCAUCCACAUGCCACCCAUCAGGCACAACGCCACUCACCUCCAUCCUCAACACCGGCGCAUACUUACCCAGCGAAUGCAAAACAGGGGCGGGGACCGAAGCAGAACUGGAGGGGACUGGCGCAGCAGGGACCCGUAUAGUAACCUGAUGACUCAGAAAGAGAAAGAAUGGGUCACUAAAAUCCAAAUGAUGCAACUUCAAAGUACUGACCCUUUCCUGGAUGACUACUACUACCAGCACUACUAUGAAAAGAUGGAGAAACGUCAGGAGAAAGAAAGAGACAGCAGUAAAAAAGAACACACUACCAAGCUCAUCACUCCACAAGUUGCCAAGAUUGAACACACCUAUAGACCAGUUCAGUUUGCAGGAUCUUUGGGUAAGUUGACAGUUUCAAGUGUCAACAAUCCACGUAAAAUGAUUGACGCAGUAGUGACCACACGCUCAGAUGAUGAGGAGAAAAGAGAAAAGCAGGUUUGGAAUAAGAGACGGCAGAUUCUGUACACUGUGGAAAAGAUCUACAGUUUGCUUCUCGAGGUUCAAGACUUUGAGAAACGUUUUGUCCAUGCACCAGAGGAGGACAGGGAGGCUUUACUGGAGCAGCACAAAACCAAUACUAUGCAGCUCUGUAACUCUCUACAAGAGAAGGAGUGGGAUGACAGGGUGAGUGAUGAGCAGUGUGUAAUGAUCAUGUCGGUGAGGAAAGGCAAGCGGCUCAUCUCCAGGCUCCUCCCCUACCUACCCCCCUCCCAGGCUGCUGCCGUUGUUAUGACAAUCGCCCGCAACCUUCCAACCCUGGCCAAGAAGGACAAGCAGGACCAGGAGUGGACGGCCUACAGAGAUUCCCCCAAGAGAACAGCAAUGACUCGUCCAGGAGGCCACAAACGAACUCAGGACAACUUCUAAAGAACUGCAGUCCUCCCUUGCCUCAGUUAAGGUCAGUGUUCAUGACACAAUAUGGAAGAGACUGGGCAAAAAUAGCAUCCAUGGCAGAGUUCCAAAGCCAAAACCACUACUGACCAAAAAAACAUAAAGGCUCGUCUUACUUACCAGAAAGAUCUGAAUGAUUCCCAAGACGUUUGGGAGAAUAUUAUAUGGACUGAUGAGAUGAAAGUUGAGCGUUUUGCAAGGUGUGUGUCUUGUUACAGCUGCCGUAAAUGUAGCACAGCAGUUCAGGAAAAGAACAUCCUACCAACAGUCUAAUGUGGUGGUAGUGUGAUGGUCUUGGGCUGCUUAGUUCCUUCAGGACCUGUGAUUGAUGGAACCAUACAUUCUGCUAUUUAACAGAAAAUCCUGAAUUUUAGUUGUUGCUGCUGAGGAUGGCCCAACCCGAUGUUAGGAUUAGGGUACCAUUACUUUUUCAUACAGAGCCAGGUAACUAAAUAGUUUUUUUUCCAUAGUAAAUAUCACCAUUUAAAAGCAGCGUUUUAAGUUCACUUGGGUUAUGUUUGUCUAUUUACAUUUGUUUGAUGAUCUUCAACAUUAAAGUGGGGAAACUAUGCAAAAAUAAAAAAAUCUGAGGAGGGGGCCAAUACUUUUUCACGGGGUUAAAUAAGCUUUUUUAUUAGACAGAAAAGAGCUAUCACAAAGUUAUCACUCAACAGUUAGCAAUAAAUACAGAGUCCAUACACGACGGUGUCAUAGAGACUAAAUUGGAUAUUGGGGGGGAAAGGGGCAACACUUGAUAAUUAAACAGGUCAAGAGGGUUACAAACAAACACGCACAUGUAUAGAAAGAAAAUUACACGUGGUUAUGACCUCCCCCUUCGUGAUAAGGCUGGAAAUUGUACUGUUCAAAUGUUUUCAGCUCAGUCUCCACGUAAACCCAAAGUCUUUUUGCCUCCUAAUUCCGUGGGGAAUAUUUAAGGGACUAAACAGAAUCCAAAGCGGAAGAGAAGCAUCUCAAAUGGCAGUUGGGCUUCCCAGCAGUUGCCUGCCAUCUUAGCAUCUGAUCCAGUUGGUGCUGGCCAAGCUUCAAAAGAGCCAUCACUGAGUGAUAGUGCUUCCAGACCCUUCGCUCUGUACCGCCGCCUCCCACUUAGGAUGGGCCUCCGCCUCUCUGGGCAUCUUGACUGGUGGAGCCCUCGACCUCAGGGGGUUUAGAAGCCUCGGGCUCUCCUGCAUCCUUUAAGUCCAUCUCUGCCAAGUCUUUGGUGAUGUCCCGGGGGCUGGCCUCCUCUUUGCCCGCAGGCACCGCGUUCCUGCAGCCGGUACAAUCACAGUUGAUGAAGUCAUCUCUCCAUGACCAGCGCUCUAAUUACAGCUUGAUCUGUUUGUCACAAUUUUAUUCUCUCUUAAUCAUUAAAAAAAGACAUAAAUAAAUACAACUUAAAAUAGUUCAAUGCAGAAUUUCUGCCUCGAAGCUCCGCGAGGACCAAAAAAAAGGGGGGGAGGGAAGGGAAAAAAAAGGUUCUGCCUGGGGCCAUGUUUGCACCAACGGAACCAAUGUUUUACACGGACAUUUAUUGUAAGCGGGCAUAGUGUUGGGCCACUAAACUUUGCCAAAAACAACAGGAGCGUCUGUGUUUUUUAAGAUACUAUUAAAUGUGUAAUGUACAUAUAACAUGUAUGAGUGAGCGGAAUAGUAGCGAGCUUUUUUAAAAAUGUAUUUAUUAAUUUUUUACCUAAAAUGGUAUUUGCUAGCGGCGGCACGGUGGAUUGACUGGUUAGAGCAUCUGCCUCACAGUUCUGAGAACCGGGGUUCAAUCCCCGGCCCCGCCUGUGUGGAGUUUGCAUGUUCUCCGGGCACUCCGGUUUCCUCCCACAUUCCAAAAACAUGCGCGGUAGCUUAAUUAAGACUCAAAAUUGCCCGUAGGUGUGAAUGUGAGUGCGAAUUUGUUUGAGUGCCCCGCCUCCUGCCCGAUGAUAGCUGGGAUAGGCUCCAGCACUCCGGCGACCCUUGUGAGGAUAAGCGGCUCAGAAAAUGGAUGGAUGGUAUUUGCUAGCGCACUAAUGUGAAUCGCGAAUGCUAACUGUUGAUCAAAGGCUGAUUUUGUCUCAAAUUCUGUGCAGUUUUACCACUGAUGUCAAACUCAAGGCCCGAGGGCCAAAUCUGGCCCGCCAAGUCAUUUUAUGUGGCCCACGAAAGCAAAUCUGUGUCGACUUCCAUGAUUCUUGCUCAAAUUCUCAUAUAUAAUAAAUAGGAUCGUUGAGGAAUUGCAAGCAUUUUCUGUUUACAGUAACUUGAACAAUAGUUGAACAAACUAUUAUCCUUGACUUCUGAUUUCAAAACUAGGUAUCCAUCAAUUUGUUGUGUGUAUGUAAUAAUAUUACGAAGUGACUAAACAUUUAUAUGGUUUAACAGUCAACGGCCCUCUGAGGAAAACCGUGAUUACAAUGUGGCCCGUGACAAAAAUGUUUGACACACCUGCUUUAUACCAUACACUCAAUACCAUCAUAUAAAGUUUAAGGAAAGAAGUGCGGCGCUCAUAAAUGAAAAUAAAAUGCAUGUUAGUUGUAAGUAGGUAGUAGUUCGGCGGUGGAGUGGGUGAAGUUAGAAAAUGCCAUGCACCAAGCAGUCACUGGUAGUACCCAGAAAGCACGGAGGUUGGAUGAGUGUUUGACGUUGACGCACCAUUUUUUGUUUUGUUUUUUUACAAUAUAGUGUUUCUUUCAUCAAAUUAAUAUAAGAAAUUUGUACAAGCGUUACAGUCUGAGCGAGUCAGCGUUCAGUGAUUCCCACAACAAAAUGCGGCUGUUCCCCUACAUUUGACACCUCUGUUUUUGACCAAUCAGCGAUCGACUUUCUUUUUACCUCUGCUGUCCACAGCUGCUGCCACGCAGUUUUCAUUUCUGUUGUCAAUCCAUUCUCUUUUCGUCAAGUUACGAGAAAUAAACUGUUCAAUCUUUGUUUUGAGAACUGCUGACCACUGAGGAAAAGGUUUUAUUUGUCUGUAAACUUUAAAAACAGACAUCACAUGUUUUAGAGACUGAAAUUGCGGAAUGCAUCACGAAAUACCCCAUUUUAGGUCGCAUUUUGUCACGCAAUACCAGAUAUUUCGAACCCUGGAUUUGGGUAGUGUUUGAUUGCGGCCCUGAAUCUUUUUUUGGGUGUAAAACAGACAAUUUGUGUUUGUCUUCGUAUUUCAGUCCACUUGGGAUAAAUUCAGUUGCUUCAACACACACUUAGCUAUAUGAGAUUCCACAGUUGACUGUGCAUGUCAGGGCACAAACCAAGCAUAAAGUCAAAGGAAUUGUCUGUAGACCUCUGAGACAGGGUCAUCUAGAGACCGCUCUGGUGAAUGCGACAGAAAUUGUUUUGCCUUUCGUGCUAGCCGUCGUCAACCUUUAUUCAUGUGCACAAACCAAUGUUAAACGAAGCUUUAGAGCGCAAGUGUCAAACUCAAGGCCCGGGGGCCAGAUAAGGCCCGCCACAUCAUUUUAUGUGGCCCGCGAACGCAAAUCAUUUGCUUGAAACGCCAUGAUUCUUGCGAAAAUCUGUGCAAAAAAUUUAAAUUGUCAUAUGUAAUAAAUAAUAAAGGUAUGAUACUGCAACCAUGUCUUUUGUUACCAACACCCUUUUUACAGUACAGUAACUUGAAUAAUAGUUGAACAAAGUAUUACACUUGACUUUGUAUUUCAAAACUAGUCAUCCAUCGAUUUGUUGUCUGUGUAAUAAUAUAAGGAGGUGAUUCAACAUUUAUAUUUCACAAUCAUAACCCUCUGAGAGAAACCGUAACUACGAUGUGGCCUGCGUCAAAAAAUGAGUUUGACACCCCUGCUUUAGAGCAUGAUUCAACAGAAAGAAAGCCAGCAUGUUUACGUACAAAUGUUAGUGAUAGCACUAGCUUGGCUAGCUCAGUAAUAAAAGUACAGUCCUGCUCAUCAUUAUUGGCACCCCUUAAUUUUUUGCAUAAGCUGUAUAAUAUCUUAAGAAAUAAAACGACAUGUACCAAACUUAUAUCAUCAGGAUCUCUUAAUUAAAGGUCCAAACUUAUUUGAUAAACAUUUUUUUUUUCAACUGAGAUAUUGUAAUUUUAAAGAAAAAAAAAAACAACAUGUGAAGCAACAUUGGUAUUCCUCAAUAUUUGGUUGCACACCGUUUGGCAGUGAUGACAGCCACUAAAUGUUUCUUGUAUCCAUCAAUAGGCUUUUUGCACUUCUCAUGUAGUAUUUUUCUCCCACUCUUUCUUUGCAUUUUCUUCAAGUUCUUGAACAUUUGCAGAGUUCAUUUCCCCAAUGGCAGAUUUCAGUUCCCCCCAAAGAUGUUCAAUUGAAUUGAGAUCAGGACUCAUUGGAGGCCAUUUUAAAACAGUGCAUUUUCCAUUCCUUUUCUUGCUGGAGGACCCAUGAUCUUUCCCUCAAACCAUGUUGUCUUAUACUAGGUAAGACAUUUUGCUCUAAAAUCUCUUGAUAAUUUUCUGAUUUCAUGAUACCCGUGAUACAAUGAAGGCCUCCAGAACCAGAUUUACCAAAGCAGCCCCACAGCAUUAUGGAUCCUCCACCAUGCUUGACUGUUGGCAAGGUGUUCUUUUCCUUAAAGGCUUCUUUGUGCCAUCUGUAAACAUACUGUGUGUGUGUGCAUUGCCAAAAAGCUCUAUUUCUGUUUCAUCUGUCCAUAAAAUGUUUUCAAUACAUUCUCUAUACAAAAAUGUUUCACUUUCUUCAGGGGGUAUUCCACAUUUAAGUCACUGAUGGUGUAGUGGUACACUAGCCUGACUUUGGUGCGGGCAGCGUGGGUUCAGUUCCCACUCAGUGACGGAGUAAAUGUGAGUGCGGAUGGUUGUCAGUGUCAAUUUGUGCCCUGCGACUGACUGGCGACCAGUUCAGGGUGUAGUCUACCUUUCGCCCGAAGUCAGCUGGGAUGGGCUCCAGUGCCCCGCAACCCUAACCAGGAUAAGCGGUAUUGAGAAUGGAUGGAUGGUAUUUCAUAUUUAGUACUUAAACUUCAUGGGUGCCAAUAAUGGUAAUGCAAGAUUUCUGACGGAGGAGUGCAAAGAAUAAUCAGAAGAGUUGUCCAAGACCCAAGGACCACCUUGGAGAGCUUCAAAAAGACCUGGAAUUAGCACGUACUGUUGUCACAAGGAUAACUGUGAGUAAUACACUCCGCCGCCCUGGCCUGUUUGCACACUCACUACGCAAAACAAAAAGCGUGUCAAAGCUCGUUUAAAGUUUGCUGAACAACAUUUGGACAAGCCAGUUAAAUACUGGGAGAAUAUAGUCUGGUCGGAUGAGAGCAAAUUUGAACUGUUUGGAUGCCAUAAUGCACACCACGUUUGGAGGAGAAAUGGAACUCCAAAUCACCCUAAAAACAUCAUACCCACAGUGAAGUUCGCAGUUGGGAACAUGAUGGUGUUGUGCUGAUUUUCAGCAAAUUGGUAUUUAACAUUUUUCUGACUAAAUAUAUUUCCAAAGGUGCUAUUGACAUGACAUUUUCACCAGAUGUUGGGAACAACCCAAGAAAUCCAUACAUACAAAGAAAGUACAACAAAUAACAAGAUAAAUUAAUUUGUGUUUAAUAAUAUGAAAUGACACAGGGAAAAAGUGUUGAACACAUAAAGAAAGGGUGGUGCAAAAAGGCACCUAAAAGACACCUUUAGACACCUAAAAUCUAUCAAUAAUCAAACAGCAAUCCAGCAACUUGUCAGUGCAAAUGGAUAUCAGAUGUUAAGUCGUAACUGAUGGCCUACAAAAUGGUCUCAUUGCCAAGGUGUGAGUCAAGACACAUCUCAUGAUGGGUAAGAGCAAAGAGCUGUCAGUUAAAUACUGGGAGAAUAUAGUCUGGUCUGAUGAGAGCAAAAUUGAACUGUUUGGAUGUCAUAACGCACACCAAGUUUGGAAGAAAAAUGGCACUGCACAUCACCCCUAAAAACACCUUAUCAACAGUCAAAUUCGGAGGUGGGAACAUGAUGCUGUGGGGCUGCUUUUCAACAAAUGGUACUGGUAAACGUCACAUUAUUGAAGGAAGGAUGAAUGGGCAAAUGUACCGAGACAUUCUUGACAAAAAUCUGCUGCCACCUACGAGGAUGAUGAAAAUAAAACGGGGGUGGACAUUUCAGCAGGAUAAUGAUCACAAACAUGCUGCCAAGGAAACUCUCAAUUGGUUUAAAAGAACAAAAAUAAAGCUGCUAGAAUGGCCCAGCCAAUCACCUGACUUGACUCCAAUCGCAAAUCUAUGGAAAGAACUGAAACUCAAGGUCCAUAAAAGAAGACCACGGAACCUUCAAGAUUUGAAGACAGCUUGUGGAGAGGAAUGGGCCAAAAUCACAGCAGAGCAAUGCAUGAGACUAGUUUCUCGAUACAGGAGGAGUCUUGAACCUGCCAUUGCAACCAAAGGCUUUUGUACAAAGUAUUAAAUAAAUACCAGUUGGCGUGUGCAAUACUUUUUCCUUGUGUUAUCCACAACUUAAUUUCUGAGCUUAUUUGUUAUACUUUCUUUGCAUGUAUGGUUUACUUGGGUUGUUCCCAACAUAUGGUGAAAUUUUCAUGUCAAUAGCACCUUUGGAAAUAUAUUUAAUGAGAAAAAUGGUGACGUGUUAAAUACUUAUUUCAGCAGCUGUAGCUGCUCCCCAUCCAACCUGAUUUGGUGGAGCGAAGAGGAAUGGGUGUAACUGUCCAAACGUAGGUGUGCCAAUAGUGGCAUAAUAUUCAAAAUGAUGUGAUUUUCUCGUUUUUUAUUUUUAAUAAAUUUGCAUUAUGGGGUGCAGAAUUUUGAACAAAAUGAAUUUACUUUAUUCCACUUUGGAAUAAGGCUGUGUGGUGGAUGGUGGUGUCACAAACUCAAAGCACCAAAUGACCACCCUUGUGUUCUUUAUUGUGAGGGUGAGGAGCUCUUAAUAAACCACACACAAAGUUAUAGCUGUAUACAUUUAAUGGUUCCAGCAAUGCGAUUUUUAAAAAUAAUGGACAUCUGUAGGGUAAAAGCAAGAUAAAAUUACUACUAAGAAAGUCCACUAGUCCUUGGUACGCACUCCCAUCCAGUCCACGGUUGAGGUCGCACCACCAUGCCUCGUCCGUCCUGCCUGGAAGAAAAGGGGAGGGGGAACAGCCAGCAAGCUACACCACAACAACCAGCUCUGGCUCUUUGUCUGUAUUCAGGGACAGAUUCCAGCAACAGUGUGUGGGUUUGAGAAACUCACAGCUUCUGCCACUCACGGCUGUCAGCUUCUAUCACACCGUUGCAUCUCUCCUCCAGCUUGUGGUCUGGCGAGGAACCAACGUUACAGCAAUGUGUCCAGGCCUCUGGCAGCAACAACCAACAUUCCAUCCUGUCAUCUGAUUGUGUGUAGAUUGAUGUAGAUGUAGAUUGUGGGAGGGGCCCAUUACUCAGUGACAAUUGGCCAUCAUAAACAGCUUGUAACACCUGAUUGGCUGGUACAAGUGUCAGUCUCCAAGUCUCACUCAAUUAACUUGCAUGGAAAUAAAACUCAAAAGACUGCACCCAAACAUUAUAAACCAAACCAAUCAAACACAUAAUAUAUGUAGCAAACAAAAUAGUCAAACUGAACCAUUCAAGUGAAGAUAAUACCAGCGCAACUAUUACAGCUGUCACAUAAAAUGUGUAAAAAGUUAAGUCCUGCGAAUACUUCCUGGAUGCGCUGUAGUAAAACUGGAGUUUUCCCCACGAUAAGUAAAAUAUAAUUGAUCGAUUUUUGUACUCGUCUUUGAUGUGCUGUUUAAGUUUAAUUGACAAAGUAGGUUUAAAAAAUAUUUUUUUUUCACAUUUUGAUCAUGUUUUCAAGACAAACCUUUAUUGGCUUUUUGGAGGGGUUCAGGGGGGUAUGUUAUGUGGGGAUAAACGCAGUGCGCCAUCUCUGUCAGGAUGUUUAAAAGUUGCGUGGAUGAAAGAGCAUGGGAUAGGCAGAUCUACAGUUGUUUGGAAUUGUUUUUUAAGUAAAAUAUUUGUGUUUGAUAUUUGUGGCAGUGAAUUCUUUUGACAGGUACUGUAUAUGCUUAUCCAGACUGGUAAUGUUUCUGA